Molecule: messenger RNA, 234 nt
Organism: Nerophis lumbriciformis (worm pipefish)
Lineage: Eukaryota; Metazoa; Chordata; Actinopteri; Syngnathiformes; Syngnathidae
Source: RefSeq, a predicted model, not a curated record
AUGUCGCAGAAACAGAUCUACUACUCCGACAAAUAUGACGAUGAAAAAUAUGAAUACAGACAUGUUAUGUUGCCCAAGGAUAUUGCCAAACGUGUACCAAAGACUCAUUUAAUGUCGGAGUCCGAAUGGAGGAACCUUGGCGUGCAGCAGAGCCAAGGAUGGGUUCAUUAUAUGAUUCACCAGCCAGAGCCACACAUUUUGCUCUUCAGGAGGCCUCUUGCCAAUCAAAAAUGA